Messenger RNA from Symbiodinium sp. CCMP2456, 477 nucleotides. The record is from the annotation of a GenBank genome assembly. NCBI's taxonomy places the organism in Eukaryota, Dinophyceae, Suessiales, Symbiodiniaceae.
AUGUACCCUUCACUCACCCGCGAGGAGGUCGAUCAGAGGCGCCGGACAUUCGGGAACGUGAAGUGGACAGAGGCCGCCCUGCAGCUGGUGGAGCGCUUCUCGCCUUUGGUGGAGGUUGGCGCUGGCGAAGGGCAAUGGCAGUCUGAACUCCGCCGGCGAGGAGCAGAUGUCACAGCCUUCGACGACCACUCGAGCCCGAGUCGCUUCGGGGAGAAAGCCACGAGCUCACGGCUCGCCGUCAGUGGUGCACAUGUGCAGCAGGCAGAUGCGCAGGAGGCCCUGCGUCGGAGUCGCGGCCGGACGCUGCUGCUGGUCUAUCCGCCACCCGGGCCUAUGGCAAUGAGGUGUCUAGCCAGCUACACUGGAGAUGUUCUACUCUACGUAGGGGAAGGACGUGGUGGAGUGAAUGCUGACGGUGCUUUCUUCGAUGCACUCAGCGUGGGGUGGACGCUUGAGGACUUUUCCCUGGGGCCUUAG